UAAGGACACCAUGUAUUUUAGUUCAGAGGCCUGUAGACUGUACAAAACUCGAUACUGAUUAGGCAGCACUAUACAAAAAUUUUCGGCUAAUCGAGGCUGUUUAAGCGUAGAGAAAAAAAUUUUGAAAUCAGUCGGGCCUUUAAAACCCUACCACCUAUUCAUUCCUCCUGCAAUGGCCGAAACGUCUGCGCCACCGGUGUAUCCCGACCUGGGCAAGCUGGCCCGCGAUCUCUUUAAGCGCGGCUACCACCCGGGUAUCUGGCAGAUCGACUGCAAGACCCUGACCAGCUCGGGCAUCGAGUUCUUCACCACGGGCUUCGCCAGCCAGGACAACAGCAAGGUGACCGGCUCCCUGCAGAGCAAGUACAAGAUCGAGGAUCAAGGUCUCACCCUCACGGAGCGAUGGAACACGGAGAACUGGCUCUUCGGCGAGAUCAUGCAGCGGGACAAGCUGGCACAGGGAUUGAUGUUGGCCGUCGAGGCCAAGUUCCAGCCGGGAUCAAACGAGGCGGAUGGCAAGUUCAAGAUGGGCUAUGCCCAGGAAAACUUCAACUUCCUGGCCGAUAUUGGUCUGAACUCGGAGCCGAUAUUGAAUUGCUCCCUGGUUUUGGGACACAAAGAGUUCCUCGGUGGCGUUGGAACCGAGUUCGAUAUUGGCAACACCGAGCUCAAGAGCUGGAAAGUGGCCCUUGGCUGGACAAACGAGACGGCCACCCUUCAUGGCGAGCUGAAGAAUGGGGACACCUGGUUGGCCUCGCUUUUCUACAAGGCGAACGAGAAGAUCGAUGUGGGUGUCGAGGUGACCAAAGGAGCAGGAGGUGGUGAGGCUCCUGCCGAUGGAGCUCCUCCUCCAGAGGAGCAACAGGGCGGAGAUUUGAUUGUCGGCCUCGGCAUGAUUUAUCACCUGGAGGAGGACGCCCUCAUCCGCGCCAAGAUCAACAACGUGGUGGAGCUGGGCCUGGGAUACGAGCAGAAACUCCGCGAGGGCAUCACUGCAUCCAUUUCCACGGUCCUCGACUGCAACAACAUCAAGGACGGCAACCAUCGGUUGGGCGUGGGCGUGGCCCUCCAGUGCUAGGAUCCAUCUCCAAUGGCAGUAACUCAAUGAUUUCAAUUUCCAAAUUCGUUCAACUUUUUGCAUCAUAGCAAUUUAUUUAUUUAUAAGAUGCAAAAUCGGGAAAAAAGGUUUUAAAAUCAAAA
This is a messenger RNA of Drosophila ficusphila, 1200 nucleotides long. It is a transcript of the gene Porin2, whose product is annotated as voltage-dependent anion-selective channel. Gene Ontology annotation, cellular component: mitochondrial outer membrane. Gene Ontology annotation, biological process: monoatomic anion transmembrane transport. Lineage: Eukaryota; Metazoa; Arthropoda; Insecta; Diptera; Drosophilidae. Bases 173 to 1078 code for a protein of 301 amino acids. Gene Ontology annotation, molecular function: voltage-gated monoatomic anion channel activity. The transcript is spliced from 3 exons. The record is from RefSeq and is a predicted model, not a curated record.